AUGUGCUUUCUACAAGAUAUUAGUGGUGUAUUUGUGAUAUUAUGUGUCCUAGUUUCCGCCAGUCACGCUCAGAGCGAUGUGAAAAACGGGCAAUGUAAUAUUCAAAUUCAUGAUGCCAAUCUUACAUUAAACUGUUCAAGACGCAAUAUCGAUAUCAUUCCCGCCUGGCCGGAGGAAAUAAACAAAGUCACAGAUAAAGAGGCUAACGUACUGAUAACUUUCUAUAACAACAGUAUAACGAAUGUCACAGAAUUAGCCAGUGUGCCAGGAAGUAAGGUCGCCGUCAGUUUCAAAUCUAAUAAGAUUUCUCAAAUAGAGGAUGACGCCUUUAAAAAUUUACAGUAUUUAUUUUACUUAGACCUGAGUAAUAAUCGAUUAUCAGGGGAUGUGUUGCGGAGCGAAAUUUUUCAAGGACCGUACAAAAAUGGAACGUAUAGUAACAUUUCUCUAGACACGUUAAACUUAGGAUAUAAUCAAAUACAUUCUCUCGACAAAUACCUAUUCCAGUAUACACCGAAUUUAACACGCCUCUAUUUGAAUAAUAAUCCAAUCGAAAUACUCGACCACGUGACAAUCCUUGCCCUAUCGAGUGCCACAAAAUUAGAGGUUCUUGAUUUGGCUAAAACUGACAUCGAUAAUAUUCCUCUGGACGCGUUUAGAGGAUUGGUAAAACUAAAACAAAUUGAUCUCUCUGGGAACCGAUUUGUCACAGUGCCAGAAAGUUUGAGCCUCGUAGGCAGUACACUACAGUACUUGACAUUUAAUAACAACCCUAUCAUAGAACUCAAUGAUGACAGUUUCUUAGGUUUAAAUAAUCUUCUUCAAUUGGAAGUGGGUGAAAAUGAUUACUUAGAAGAAAUUAAACGUAGUACAUUUACACCGUUAAAAAGCCUUCGAGUUUUACACCUGUGCCACAAUCGCAAUUUGAAAUAUAUCAGCCAUAAUGCAUUUCGAGAAAUAAAGGAUAAAUGGACGUUGAAAGAGGUAUAUCUUGAUGAUAACAACCUAAGUGAACUGCCAACUGAUUUACUACCAUGGGACAAAGUUGAAGUACUAGGAAUGACUGGUAACAGUUGGCUGUGCAAUUGUGAUUUGGCCGAUAUUGUUACAAAGCAAGGAGCUGGCUCAAAGUUUAAGCCUGGAGAAAUACCCUAUUGUGCUGCCCCAAUGAGACUAAGUGGUGCCCACAUUACAAAUAUAACAAUAUCCUUCUGCCCAGCAUUUGAUACAACAUUUGCAACAAAAAAAGGCUUUUCAUUCUCAGAUUUAAAACCAAAACAUGUACUUUGGAGCAUAUUAGGUGUGGCUGCUGUGGUAGGAGUUGGAAUGUUAUGUGGACUUUUAACAAAUGUUAUGAAAGCUUUCUACAAGAAGAAUAUAAGAAGAGCUCAGCCAAUACGCUAUAUUAACAUUAAUGAUGAUACCAAUUUUGCU
Brenthis ino (lesser marbled fritillary) is the source of this 1434-nucleotide messenger RNA. The record is from the annotation of a GenBank genome assembly. NCBI's taxonomy places the organism in Eukaryota, Metazoa, Arthropoda, Insecta, Lepidoptera, Nymphalidae.